UGCAGAGGAAAUUCAUGCACUGAUCACCUCCCAGCCUGCAAGGCAUCUUCUCAUAGCAUAAGAGUGUUCUCUGCGGACAAGCCCCUCCACAAAGUGCAGCCAUGUCUUCGGACGCUGAGAUGGCCAUCUUUGGGGAGGCGGCUCCUUACCUCCGAAAAUCGGAGAAGGAGAGAAUUGAGGCCCAGAACAAACCUUUUGAUGCCAAGACAUCUGUCUUCGUGGUACAUGCAAAGGAAUCCUUUGUGAAAGGGACAAUCACGAGCAGGGAAUCGGGAAAAGUCACUGUCAAGACUGAAGGGGGAGAGACCCUGACUGUGAAAGAAGAUCAAAUCUUCUCCAUGAACCCUCCCAAGUAUGACAAAAUCGAGGACAUGGCCAUGAUGACCCACCUGCACGAACCCGCUGUGCUGUACAACCUCAAAGAGCGUUACGCAGCCUGGAUGAUCUACACCUACUCGGGUCUCUUCUGCGUCACUGUCAACCCCUACAAGUGGCUGCCGGUGUACAACCCCGAGGUGGUGUUGGCCUACCGAGGCAAGAAGCGCCAGGAGGCCCCUCCACACAUCUUCUCCAUCUCUGACAACGCCUAUCAGUUCAUGCUGACUGAUCGGGAGAACCAGUCCAUCCUGAUCACCGGAGAAUCCGGGGCCGGGAAGACUGUGAACACCAAGCGUGUCAUCCAGUACUUUGCAACAAUUGCAGCCAGUGGAGAGAAGAAGAAAGAGGAGAAGUCAUCAGGCAAAAUGCAGGGGACGCUUGAGGAUCAAAUCAUCAGCGCCAACCCACUGCUGGAGGCCUUUGGAAACGCCAAGACCGUGAGGAACGACAACUCCUCACGCUUUGGCAAAUUCAUCAGAAUCCACUUUGGUGCCACAGGCAAACUGGCUUCUGCUGACAUUGAAACUUAUCUGCUGGAGAAGUCCAGAGUCACUUUCCAGCUCAAGGCGGAGAGGAGCUACCACAUCUUUUAUCAGAUCAUGUCCAACAAGAAGCCGGAGCUAAUCGACAUGCUCCUCAUCACCACCAACCCCUACGACUACCAGUUUGUGAGUCAAGGUGAGAUCACGGUUGCCAGCAUUAACGACCAGGAGGAGCUGAUGGCUACAGAUAGUGCCAUUGACAUCCUGGGCUUCACUGCUGAUGAGAGGGCGGCCAUCUACAAGCUGACAGGGGCUGUCAUGCACUAUGGGAACCUGAAGUUCAAGCAGAAACAACGAGAGGAGCAGGCAGAGCCUGAUGGCACCGAAGUUGCUGACAAGGCUGCCUACCUGAUGGGUCUGAACUCAGCAGACCUGCUCAAGGCCCUCUGCUACCCCCGAGUCAAGGUGGGGAAUGAAUAUGUGACCAAAGGCCAAAAUGUGCAGCAGGUAUACAAUUCAGUGGGUGCCCUGGCCAAGGCUGUCUAUGAGAAGAUGUUCCUGUGGAUGGUUGUUCGCAUCAACGAACAGCUGGACACGAAGCAGCCCAGGCAGUACUUCAUUGGUGUCCUGGACAUUGCUGGCUUUGAGAUCUUUGAUUUCAACAGCCUGGAGCAGCUGUGCAUCAACUUCACCAAUGAGAAACUGCAACAGUUCUUCAACCACCACAUGUUUGUGCUGGAGCAGGAGGAGUACAAGAAGGAGGGCAUUGAAUGGGAGUUCAUUGACUUUGGCAUGGACCUGGCUGCCUGCAUUGAGCUCAUUGAGAAGCCCAUGGGCAUCUUUUCCAUCCUGGAAGAGGAGUGCAUGUUCCCCAAGGCAACUGACACCUCUUUCAAGAACAAGCUCUAUGACCAGCACCUGGGCAAGUCCAACAACUUCCAGAAGCCCAAGCCAGGCAAAGGCAAGGCUGAGGCCCACUUCUCCCUGGUGCACUAUGCUGGAACAGUGGACUACAACAUCACUGGGUGGCUGGAGAAGAACAAGGACCCUCUGAAUGAAACUGUCAUUGGGCUGUACCAGAAAUCAUCUGUGAAGACCCUGGCUUUACUCUUUGCCUCUGCUGGAGGAGAGGCAGAGGCUAGUGGUGGUGGCGGUGGCAAGAAGGGAGGCAAGAAGAAGGGCUCUUCUUUCCAGACUGUCUCAGCUCUUUUCCGGGAGAAUCUCAACAAGCUGAUGACCAAUCUGCGGAGCACUCACCCCCAUUUUGUGCGCUGCAUCAUCCCCAAUGAGACUAAAACACCUGGUAAGAAGCCCAAGCUAAAAGAUCCUUGCUCUGAUACAUCCAUUCCCCUCUGCAAUGCAAUCUGUGCCCCUCAUUUGUGCUCUGCAUUGCCAGGUGCCAUGGAGCACGAGCUGGUGCUGCACCAGCUGCGCUGUAACGGCGUGCUGGAAGGGAUCAGGAUCUGCAGGAAAGGGUUCCCCAGCAGAGUCCUCUAUGCUGACUUCAAACAGAGAUACAAGGUGCUUAAUGCCAGUGCCAUCCCUGAGGGACAGUUCAUCGAUAGCAAGAAGGCUUCUGAGAAGCUUCUUAGUUCAAUCGAUGUGGAUCACACCCAGUAUAAAUUUGGACACACCAAGGUGUUCUUCAAAGCUGGGCUGAUAGGGGUCCUGGAGGAGAUGAGAGAUGAGAAGCUGGCACAGCUCAUUACUCGCACCCAGGCCAUGUGUAGGGGCUACCUGGCAAGGGUGGAGUACCAGAGAAGGGUGGAGAGAAGGGAAUCCAUCUUCUGCAUCCAGUACAACGUUCGCUCAUUCAUGAAUGUCAAACACUGGCCAUGGAUGAAGCUGUUCUUCAAGAUCAAGCCCUUGCUGAAGAGUGCAGAGUCUGAGAAGGAGAUGGCAAACAUGAAGGAAGAAUUUGAGAAAACCAAGGAAGAGCUUGCAAAGUCUGAGGCAAAGCGGAAGGAGAUUGAAGAGAAAAUGGCCUCUCUGAUGAAGGAGAAAAAUGACCUGCAGCUCCAAGUGCAAUCUGAAGCAGAUGCUUUGGCUGAUGCUGAGGAAAGAUGCGACCAGCUGAUCAAAACCAAAAUCCAGCUGGAAGCCAAAAUUAAGGAAGUGACUGAAAGGGCUGAGGAUGAAGAAGAAAUUAAUGCUGAGUUGACAGCCAAGAAGAGGAAACUGGAGGAUGAAUGUUCAGAGCUGAAGAAAGAUAUUGAUGACCUUGAGCUAACACUGGCCAAGGUGGAGAAGGAAAAACAUGCCACUGAAAACAAGGUGAAAAACCUGACAGAGGAGAUGGCAGCUCUGGACGAGACCAUUGCCAAGCUGACCAAGGAGAAGAAAGCCCUCCAAGAGGCGCAUCAGCAGACCCUGGAUGACCUUCAGGCAGAGGAAGACAAAGUCAAUACUCUGUCCAAAGCCAAGACCAAGCUGGAACAGCAAGUAGAUGAUCUGGAAGGGUCCCUGGAGCAAGAGAAGAAACUGCGCAUGGACCUGGAGAGAGCCAAGAGGAAACUGGAAGGAGACCUGAAGCUGGCCCAGGACAGCAUCAUGGAUUUGGAGAAUGAUAAGCAGCAGCUGGAUGAGAAACUGAAGAAGAAAGACUUUGAAAUCAGCCAGAUCCAGGGCAAGAUCGAGGAUGAACAAGCAGUAGCUAUGCAAUUUCAGAAGAAGAUCAAGGAGCUGCAGGCCCGCAUUGAGGAGCUGGAGGAGGAAAUUGAGGCAGAGCGAACCUCUCGCGCUAAAGCAGAGAAGCAUCGCGCUGACCUGUCCAGGGAGCUGGAGGAGAUCAGUGAGCGUCUGGAAGAAGCAGGAGGGGCCACAUCAGCUCAGAUUGAGAUGAACAAGAAGCGUGAGGCAGAGUUCCAGAAGAUGCGCCGUGACCUGGAAGAGGCCACGCUGCAGCACGAAGCCACGGCUGCCGCCCUGCGCAAGAAGCACGCGGACAGCACAGCUGAGCUGGGCGAGCAGAUCGACAACCUGCAACGUGUGAAGCAGAAGCUGGAGAAGGAGAAGAGUGAGCUGAAGAUGGAGAUUGAUGACUUGGCCAGCAACAUGGAGUCUGUCUCCAAAGCCAAGGCCAACCUGGAGAAGAUGUGCCGCACUCUGGAAGAUCAGCUGAGUGAGAUUAAAACCAAGGAAGAAGAGCAUCAGCGCAUGAUCAAUGACCUCACUGCUCAAAGAGCUCGUCUGCAGACAGAGUCAGGUGAAUAUUCACGUCAGGUGGAAGAGAAAGAUGCUAUGGUUUCUCAGCUGUCAAGAGGCAAGCAGGCUUUCACCCAGCAGAUUGAGGAACUCAAGAGGCAUCUGGAAGAAGAGAUAAAGGCCAAGAAUGCCCUGGCCCACGCCCUCCAGUCCGCUCGCCACGACUGUGACUUGCUCCGGGAGCAAUAUGAGGAGGAGCAGGAGGCCAAGGGGGAGCUGCAGCGAGCCCUGUCCAAGGCCAACAGUGAAGUGGCCCAGUGGAGAACCAAAUACGAGACGGACGCGAUUCAGCGCACGGAGGAGCUCGAGGAGGCCAAGAAGAAGCUGGCCCAGCGCCUGCAGGAUGCAGAGGAGCAUGUUGAAGCUGUCAAUGCCAAAUGUGCCUCUCUGGAAAAGACAAAGCAGAGGCUGCAGAAUGAAGUGGAGGACCUGAUGAUUGAUGUGGAGAGAUCCAAUGCUGCCUGUGCUGCUCUGGAUAAGAAGCAGAAGAACUUUGACAAGAUCCUGGCAGAAUGGAAGCAGAAGUAUGAGGAAACGCAGGCUGAGCUGGAGGCCUCGCAGAAGGAGUCGCGCUCUCUGAGCACGGAGCUGUUCAAGAUGAAGAAUGCCUAUGAGGAGUCCUUGGACCACCUGGAAACAAUGAAGCGGGAGAACAAGAACUUGCAGCAGGAGAUUUCCGACCUCACGGAGCAGAUUGCGGAGGGAGGAAAGGCGAUUCAUGAGCUGGAGAAAGUGAAGAAGCAGAUUGAGCAGGAGAAAUCUGAACUGCAAGCCUCCCUGGAGGAAGCUGAGGCCUCCCUGGAACAUGAGGAGGGGAAGAUCCUGCGCCUGCAGCUUGAGCUCAACCAAGUGAAGGCUGAGAUUGACAGGAAGAUAGCAGAGAAAGAUGAGGAGAUAGAUCAGAUGAAAAGAAACCACCUCAGAAUUGUGGACUCGAUGCAGAGCACCCUGGAUGCUGAGAUCAGGAGCAGGAAUGAAGCCCUGAGGCUGAAGAAGAAGAUGGAGGGAGACCUGAAUGAAAUGGAGAUCCAGCUGAGCCAUGCCAACCGCCAGGCUGCAGAGGCACAGAAGAACCUGAGGAACACCCAGGCUGUGCUCAAGGACACUCAGCUGCACCUGGACGAUGCUCUCAGGACACAGGAGGACCUGAAGGAGCAGGUGGCCAUGGUAGAGCGCAGAGCAAACCUGCUGCAGGCUGAAGUUGAGGAGCUCCGUGCAGCCCUGGAGCAGACGGAGCGGUCGAGGAAAUUGGCUGAGCAGGAGCUUCUGGAUGCAAGUGAGAGAGUUCAGCUCCUCCACACUCAGAACACCAGCCUGAUCAACACCAAGAAGAAGCUGGAAACGGACAUUUCCCAAAUCCAGAGUGAAAUGGAGGAUACCAUCCAGGAAGCCCGCAAUGCUGAGGAGAAGGCCAAGAAGGCCAUCACAGAUGCGGCCAUGAUGGCAGAAGAGCUGAAGAAGGAGCAGGACACCAGUGCCCACCUGGAGAGGAUGAAGAAGAACCUGGACCAGACGGUGAAGGACCUGCAGCACCGUCUGGAAGAGGCCGAGCAGCUGGCACUGAAGGGAGGGAAGAAGCAGAUCCAGAAGCUGGAGGCCAGGGUGCGGGAGCUGGAAGGGGAGGUUGAUGCUGAGCAGAAGCGCAGCGCUGAAGCCGUGAAGGGUGUGCGCAAGUACGAGCGCAGGGUGAAGGAACUCACCUACCAGUCCGAGGAAGACAGGAAGAAUGUGCUGAGGCUGCAGGAUCUGGUAGACAAGCUGCAAAUGAAAGUGAAAUCCUACAAGAGACAAGCUGAGGAAGCUGAGGAGCUGUCCAAUGUGAACCUGUCCAAGUUCCGCAAGAUCCAGCACGAGCUGGAGGAGGCCGAGGAGCGGGCUGACAUUGCAGAGUCACAGGUCAACAAGCUCCGAGUGAAGAGCCGCGAGUUUCACAGCAAGAAAAUAGCAGAGGAAGAGUGAAAAUUGCAUGAGGCAUCAAAGUGACCUGAGGGCUGCACAAAAUGUGAGCCCUCUGUCACUUCUUUCUGCAACAAGGCUUUAUGAAUUAGUCAAUGUCUAAAGACAAAGACCGUAGAUUCCUUUGCAUGAAAAGCAGUAGCUACAUUUUAGUUUUGCAGUUAUUUAGGUGCUGAUUUUGUUCAAACAAUAUUCAAACAAUAUUCAGGAGUAAACUCCUGAAUUUUCUGGAGUAAGAUUUAGAAACUGCAACUACAGUAAAAGUAAUAUGCAUGAGAGCAAACAAAAAUUUUUACACUGUACUAGAGUGUUUCCCAGAAAUGGAAUUGUGAUUUAAAGUUAGAAUAAAUAAAUAUUAAAUAAAUAAUGCUUUUUAGGAAGAGAAA
Messenger RNA from Melospiza melodia melodia, 6406 nucleotides. RefSeq names its product myosin-1B-like. The record is from RefSeq and is a predicted model, not a curated record. The coding region runs from base 102 to 6023 and encodes 1973 amino acids. Gene Ontology annotation, biological process: muscle contraction. Gene Ontology annotation, molecular function: microfilament motor activity; actin filament binding; ATP binding. Gene Ontology annotation, cellular component: myosin II complex; myosin filament; cytoplasm. The transcript is spliced from 39 exons. NCBI's taxonomy places the organism in Eukaryota, Metazoa, Chordata, Aves, Passeriformes, Passerellidae.